Aspergillus tubingensis is the source of this 1251-nucleotide messenger RNA. RefSeq names its product dihydrofolate synthase. Gene Ontology annotation, cellular component: cytosol; mitochondrion; cytoplasm. The coding region runs from base 1 to 1251 and encodes 416 amino acids. The transcript has a single exon. NCBI's taxonomy places the organism in Eukaryota, Fungi, Ascomycota, Eurotiomycetes, Eurotiales, Aspergillaceae. The record is from RefSeq and is a predicted model, not a curated record. Gene Ontology annotation, biological process: folic acid-containing compound biosynthetic process. Gene Ontology annotation, molecular function: ATP binding; tetrahydrofolylpolyglutamate synthase activity; dihydrofolate synthase activity.
AUGAUUGAGCUCGGUCUUAGUCGCAUAGUCCGCCUUCUCCAGCAGACGCCGCUGACUUGGAAGGCAAUCCAUAUUGCUGGCACCAAUGGCAAAGGGUCCAUCAGCGCUUAUCUCUCCCACCUGUUGUCGACGGGUGGUGUUCGCUGUGGCCGUUUCACCUCCCCGCAUCUGAUUGAUCGUUGGGACUGCAUCACUAUCGGCGAGAAAGUCGUUCAAGAGUCACUCUUCCGGCAGAUCGAAGCUAGAGUCAAGCUUCGAGAUCAGACGCUGGGAAUCGGUGCGAGCGAGUUUGAGCUACUGACUGCAACUGCAUUCGAGAUAUUCAAUCAUGAGCGCGUUGACAUUGGGGUGGUGGAGGUGGGCAUGGGCGGUCGCCUGGACGCAACGAACAUCCUGACCGACGUCUUGGUCUCGGUCAUCGCGAAGAUAGGCCUGGACCAUCAGUUCCUCCUCGGCGAUACUAUCGAAGAAAUCGCAAGGGAAAAGGCUGGAAUCAUGAAAUCAGGUGUUCCAUGUGUUGUAGAUGGUACCAAUUCGCCUGAAGUGCUCCGAACCCUCGAAGACCACAUCAAGGAACUUGGCAUCGACGCGAUCUUCACACGCCCCGAUACUCCAGAGUAUCACUCCCCAUCGCUCGGUCGGCUCUUUGCUACACUCGAUCUCCUACCUCACCAGCGAGCGAACAUGUCCUGUGCGGUUUCGGCCUUGAAACUUGCCCUGUCUCGAUUUCGUCCCGACAUCGACGUCGAUGUGCUCGUUCCACAACUGUCAAAAGUCGAGUGGCCGGCGCGCCUACAAAAACUUGUUCUGAAACCAUUGGCAGAUCGUGAAGAGCCUGUUCUGCUGGAUGGUGCCCACAAUACUCAGUCGGCGGAGGUUCUCGGAGAGUAUGUGGAUUACAGACUUCGUCCGCAAGGUACGAACGUCACCUGGGUCAUCGCGGCCUCCCGCGGUAAGGAUAUAGAAUCCUUGUUUCAUUCUAUAAUCAAGGCGGGCGAUCGAGUCGCGAUCACCGCAUUCGGACCCGUGGAUGGCAUGCCCUGGGUCAAGGCCAAUGAUCCAGAAGAGGUGGCUUCAUGUGUCCGAUCAAUCGCGGGUAUUGGACAAGUGCAAACCUUUGGGGAAGACAUCUCCGGCGCUAUCCAUUGGGCUUGUGAACAAGCUAGUGGCGGCCCAUUGGUCAUUGCUGGCAGCCUCUACCUGGCGUCGGAUGUUCUACGUCUUCUCCGGGAAGCACAAAAGCAAUUAUAA